Entrophospora candida is the source of this 731-nucleotide messenger RNA. Lineage: Eukaryota; Fungi; Glomeromycota; Glomeromycetes; Entrophosporales; Entrophosporaceae. The record is from the annotation of a GenBank genome assembly.
GUAAUAGUAUUUCUAGUGGAGAAGAUAUUGCAAAUUUUAAUAAAACCCUUGCAGGCACAUAUUUUGCCAAAUUAAUUCCAGAUUGCAGAAUUAUAGAAGCUUAUGAAAUACCUAAUUAUGGAUCACAAAAAAUAUAUACAAUUUCUGAUAUUAAAAAACUUCUCAAAAACAAUAAUAUUAAUCAACCAAGUGCAGUUACUGUUGACCAAACAACUGCUCAAUCAGAAUGGAAAAUAAAUGUACCUUCAGAAAUUAGCCCUUCAACCCAGUAUUUAACAGCACCUGUAGUAAGAUCCCAACUAAAAGAAAAAAAUUUGGAUUCUUCUGGAGAUAAAUUGGUUAUUAAACAGAGAUUGGACCAAUUUACUAAUUUUGAACCAAUAGAUAUUACAUUGGUAUUAGAUGAUAAUGACUUAAAAAAUUUAUUAUAUGAAAAAUUAAUAUCGGGAUUUGCUUUAAAAAGUAAACAAAAGUUUGGAAAAAAAGGUGGUGGUAAAAGGCUUGAUUUAAAUGUAGUUGAAAAAUUGAAAGAAAUGUUCUUAGCUGGUAAUAUAGAAAAAUGUAAUAAAUUUUCUCCAGAAGAUAUGCUGAAAAAUCUCCAAAGACAUGCUGAAGAUAAUGAUAUAGAAGCUGAUACUAUUCCUUCUCUCCAACAAAUCAAAUUGUGGAUAUUUAGAUUUAAUCAACAUCAUAAAAAACAAGCAGCUAAAAAUGCUAAUAUUGACAAUUAA